Nicotiana attenuata is the source of this 546-nucleotide messenger RNA. RefSeq lists its product as uncharacterized. The transcript has a single exon. The coding region runs from base 1 to 546 and encodes 181 amino acids. The record is from RefSeq and is a predicted model, not a curated record. NCBI's taxonomy places the organism in Eukaryota, Viridiplantae, Streptophyta, Magnoliopsida, Solanales, Solanaceae.
AUGAAGGAUCUAGGUGAAUUGAAGUUCUUCCUAGGCAUUGAGUUUGUAAGGUUCAAGAAAGUGAUUAUGAUGGGCCAAAGGAAGUAUGCACUUGAACUCAUCUCUAAGUCAGGCUUAGGGGGAGCAAGACCAGCAGGAACACCACUUAAAGUGAAUCAGAAGCUAACUUCUGAAGAAUAUGAUAGGUGUUUAAGAGGUGAUGAGGAGCAUGAAGAUAAACUACUCAAAGAUACAGGAGGGUAUCAAAGACUAAUGGGUAGACUUCUGUACCUAACCAUGACAAGACCCGACUUAGCCUUUGUUGCACAAAUGUUGAGUCAAUAUAUGCACUGCCCAAAGGAGUCUCAUAUGGAAGCAGCAUUUAAAGUAGUAAGAUACCUAAAAGAAGUCCCAGGUUUAGGUCUGUUGAUGCCUGCACAGAAUACCAAUAUGCUAAGUGCUUAUUGUGACUCAGACCGAGGAACAUGUCUGCAAACCAGGAGGUUUGUAACAGGCUAUUUGGUGAAGUUUGGAGAUGCACUAAUCUCUUGGAAGUCAAAGAAAUAG